AUGGGCGCCGGCGACCGCCUCGUGAUGCCGCGUUUCCUCCACGACACAGCCCGCAAACGCGCCCCCGACGCCGCUGCAUCCGUAUCCGCCACAGUACCGCCGUCGUCGUCGUCGUCGCCCACCGCCUCGCGCGUGUGCACACCGCUAAGUACGACCGACGGCUCGGCGUCGGUCGUCGAGGAGCUCCAGCGACGCAAAGCCGCGUUCCUCGCGCACUUUAAAAGCCACAGCGCGCCGCCGUUCGCCAGUGCCGACGACGAGACGGCCGCUGCAGACGAGCGGACGUGUCAGUCGUUUGGCGCCGCGGCGGUGCUGCCGUCGGGAUCGGCCGACUCGAAGUGUCACGUGUGCAAUGCCCCGCUCCGUCUCUUGCGUGUUCGCCACCACUGCCGGAAUUGUGGUCUCGCUGUAUGUGGCGUCCAUAGUAAAAACCAGGUCCCGCUGCCGCACUUGGGCAUUAUGAAGGAAGUCCGCGUCUGUGACUUGUGCACGAGGCACCUGGUGCAGCGACGCGCGGGUUACCGGAGUCCAAAGACCUCGCGGUCGAGACAGAACUCGAACCCGAACAGCAUUGAGCGCGAGAGCGAUCCAGAGCUGGUGCCAGUGGUCACGGAGAAGACCUCAGCGCUCGUGACGCCGUCGACUCCUCCUAAAAGCGGUCUCCCGCCAAUGGGUGGGACGUCUGGGCCGUGCGGGUUGCCCGAGGCUGCAAAUCCAGGCAGCUUCAGCUUCAAGUCGCUGAGCGCAGGCGCGAACACGACUGGCAGCGCUAUGCCGGGUAUCUUAUUCAGCUGCUUGCUGGAGGAGCAGGACAAUACGAUGGACGAGAUUUUGUACUUGGGCACGUUCACAAUGGGCGGACGGUCUCUAGCAAGUCGCCGCAUGAGUGCGAACGUAGCGCUGUGGAAAUGGCGAGUGUUUAUGCUGACGACGGCCGAGAUGCUGUGUUUCAAAGCCACUGCGUCGAUCACGGACGACGACAUUGUCCAUGUGUCGGCCAUGGCGCUCGGUGAAGUGCGAUCGUCGGUGCAUUUGUCGGACAUACUCCACAUUGAAGUGAACGACCAGUUCCCGCGCAUCCUCACGGUGAUCCGCUCCGAUGGCAGAGUGUUUCGCGUGCGCGCGCGCACUCCGGAACAGUGCACGGAGAUUGCAAUGACAUUGCGCAAAGCGAUGCAGUUGUUCCAGGACGCUCUGUACAAGCUGCAGCGUGGUCCGCAGCCUGAGGACAACUCGAUCAGUUGCGUGACUGUCCAGCAUGAGUCGUCACUACCCGAGUCUGUAGUGGUGAGCAACCCGGCCGUUGACGAAGCCUUUCAGGUGGAGAUGUAUCCGUCAAGCAUUCUUCGAUUGUACGUAAAUGGGCCUGCGGCAAACGGCACCGCGCUGUACUCGCGCGAGAUGUUAAGUCGCGGGGCCAAAGGCAGCUUGCCUGUUGUGGUAGAAGCUGAGCCACUCGGCAAUGGCGUACGCGACGAUCACGUCCUUCAUGUCGCGGUCAAGGCGAAGAAAGCUGUGAACAAACGGGAAGGGGAGAAUGACCGGCGGUUCUGGGGACUCACUUGCUUUUUCGUGGCUGUCGCAGCAGUCAUGAACUCGAUGGACAAGGGUCCUUUUGAACUGUUGGCGUGGCUGUCGGCUCUUGUUUUGUUCCUCUCCCGCUUUCAUGAGCGCAUCAGUUUGCUGCUCACGACGAAGCGGCUCGUGCGCGCACAGCGAUUGCGUGUGGAAUGUGUCGAGAUCACACUAGGAAAGAGCGGCGGGUCACCAGACGACGGUGACGACGACGGCCAAGACGAAGAACUCGACGGGCGUUUCCUGGCAGGCUGUGAAGGCGAUGUGGAGGAAGCAAAGGCGCGAUACGCUGCGACAAUGAAGUGGCGGAAAGAAAACGACGUGGACACGAUUUUGCUGCGUCCGUCGCCCGUCUUUGCGGACAUGAAGGAGUGCUUCACACACUUUACACACAAGAAGGACCGACAGGGUCAUCCCAUCUCCUUUGAGUUUCUCGGCGGCCAACGGAAGGCGCUGCACGAUUUCACGGGACGUGGUGUCUCGGAAGACGAAGCGAUCAUGCACCACGUCCGCAUGAUGGAGUUUAUGUGGAAAGUGCUAGACCCGCGGCCGUUCCCCGAAGGCAACAUGCUCAAGGUUUAUGACAUCAAGGGCAUUUCCAUGGCGGACUUAUCGACAGACGUGGUGAACUACACGAAAAAGUGGGGCGAAGUGGUAGCCACGUACAACCCGGAACGGGUCUACCAGGUCUUCCUCAUCAAUCCUCCGUCUUGGUUCAACCUUAUUUGGAAACUGGUGUCGCCACUCGUAAAUCCGAAGACACGUGAGCGUAUCCACGUGCUUCGCGGCCAGAAAGACAUAACGAAAGCGCUGCUGGAGUUUGUUGCGCCGGAGAAUUUGCCAAAGGAGUACGGUGGUGAAUGCCAGUGUGAAGGUGGGUGUUUCACGCACUCGCCCGAAGAAAACGAUAUUCGCGAGUGGACCGAGUUUGUUGAUACCAACUAUCGAGGAGACCCGUACGAUCCAGUCCUUGUCGACGCUUACGAAAGACUGUGCGAGAAGUAUCAGAAACAGUUGCCACCUCCAUCGCCAAGCCCGGAUGAUCAAUCCCCUGCCAGUGUCUGA
Messenger RNA from Hyaloperonospora brassicae, 2640 nucleotides. The record is from the annotation of a GenBank genome assembly. Lineage: Eukaryota; Oomycota; Peronosporomycetes; Peronosporales; Peronosporaceae.